Messenger RNA from Tachysurus fulvidraco (yellow catfish), 1888 nucleotides. Its product is annotated as E3 ubiquitin-protein ligase TRIM11-like. The transcript is spliced from 6 exons. The record is from RefSeq and is a predicted model, not a curated record. The coding region runs from base 128 to 1582 and encodes 484 amino acids. NCBI's taxonomy places the organism in Eukaryota, Metazoa, Chordata, Actinopteri, Siluriformes, Bagridae. Gene Ontology annotation, molecular function: protein binding; zinc ion binding.
UCACUUUUAGUUAUUUUAGCGGCUGAGAGGAAAGCUGUGUCAAGACUUGCAGCAGAAGUGCUAACUUCAUUUAAAGCUCGGGACUACAAAGUGAUCGAGAUUGAGCAAUCAAAGUGUCAGCUCAGCAAUGGCUUCGGGUUUGUCUCAUCACAUCCGCUGUCCUGUGUGUUUGAAUGAUUUAAAAGAACCAGUGUGUCUUCCAUGUGAGCACUUCUACUGUAGAGCAUGUAUUAACGAAUACAUGACUAGAAAUGCUGCUGACACCAGAUGUCCAGAAUGCCGUAGACCUUUUGGUCAGAAUGAUAUUAGAGUAAAUCGAGUUUUAACAAACUUGGUGAAUGCGGCCAAAGACCAUCUGAGGGAACACCAAGCCUUGGUAGACAGGGUGACGUCUGCUUCCAAACGGACCGCGACCAUCAACCGAGGCUUCACAGAAUACUGUUCAGCCCACAAUGAAAAGCUCAAGCUUUUCUGUGUGACGGAUCAGAAACUAAUCUGUGUUAUCUGCAAAGAGGAAAAGACACAUCGGGGACAUAGUUUCAAUACUUUGGAUGCUGCAUUCUAUGACAAGAAGAAAAAGGUAACAGAAACUCUGGAAAAUUUGCUCAGCGAAGAAAACAUACUGGUCGAUUUGAUUAAUGAGCAAGCUGAAGAGAUUCUGAAAACAAUGGGGAAAUCCAAUUCAUUAACAAACCAGAUCUCUAACCAGUUUAUAAAGCUGCACCAGUUCCUGGAUGCCAAAGAGAAGGAGGUGAAGAAAAAGCUAGAGGAAGAGGAAAAUCAAAUCUUGAACAUAAUGGGUAUAAACAUGUUUACAAUGGAAGAAAUGUUGUCAGAUAGAGCAGAAAAACAAGGAAUGAUGAGGUCAGCUUUAGAGAUGAAUCAACCUAACCGGUUCCUACAGUGGUGGAAUGAGACCGGACGCUUUACAGUUCGGGAAGUAUUCACAAGCAGUUCAACGCAUCUGGCCCUGGAGGAUCUUAGUGUUGUGCCUGACAACCUGUUUCUUGGUCCCUAUGAGAAUUACCUGCAGUUCUUUGUGUGGAAAGAGAUGUUGAGAUUCAUCCAGCUAGUGCCUCAUCACCCCACUGUGGAAGACAGAGGCGAUCAAAGCAUCAGCAUCUCUCCCAGUGGACUCUGUAUUCAGCCAAAGAAGGUUACAAAGAUCCAGAAAAACAAACCCAACUCACUAUGGCUAAAAACAGCAUCAUUAUUUAACACAGGGCAACACUACUGGGAGUUGGAUGUGGGGAAGAAAUUGGACUGGGGUGUUGGAGUUUGUAGCUGUGAAUCGGGUAAUGUUGUCAAUGACACAGUGCUUUGCUUCAACUCAGAUACUGGCUACCACAUACAACAGACCCACGACACGGACAAAAGCACAAUAGAUCUUACAACACAGUUUAGGAAGAUAGGGGUUUACCUGGACUGUGAGAAAAAUCUGAUAUCAUUCUAUAAUGCUGACAAAAUGAUUCUCAUUGAAACUAGAGUCUUGUCAAAACCACAACCCCAUACUCUAUGUCUCUCCCCUGGGCUUUACUUAGAUGGGAAGAACAUCGAUCCACUCACUAUAUGUUGGUAUUAAGACCAAGAUCAUACCUAAUUAUGCAAGUUUGAAUAUUUGAAAUAAAUGUAGGGUUUAAAUCUUCUUGGUUAAGGGUGCAGUUCAUUUUCUGACAAUAAAAAAAGUUUAUAUUCAUGCACUAAUGCAUUUUAAUACAAGCGUGUUUCUACUAAAAUCUUCACAAGGACAUUCUGUGUAAAAACGAAUAUAGUUGACUAAUGAAUACAUUCACUGCAAAAAACAAUCAAAUGCAUUUCCUUUUAUUUUCCUUGUUAUUUCCGUUAGGAUUUCCUUUCAUGAGAUUCAUAUAACUCAAACAAGAUUAUG